AUGGAGCUCGUCGCCGGGUGCUACGAACAGGUCCUUUUUGGUUUCUCUGUGCACAGAAAGCCCGAGACGAGUGGCGGCCUCGAGAAAUGGACUGCUGUGGCUGACUUCACUCACCAUGCCCACACUGCCUCCGUGUCAGCAGUGGCCGUAAACAGUCGUUUUGUUGUCACUGGAAAAUACAUAGUAGUCACAGUGAAUAAAAUAGACAUCUACCAACUGGACACUGCGUCUAUUAGUGGUGCCAUCACGAAUCAGAGAAGAAUCUCGUCUGUUACAUUUCUUUCUGAGUCUGUCCUUGGAGUAGCAGGAGAUGAAGAAGUCAUACGGUUUUUUGACUGUGAUUCACUAAUAUGCCUCUGUGAAUUUAAAGCUCAUGAAAACAGGGUGAAAGACAUACUCGCUUUUGAAAUUCCGGAGCAUCACGUCAUUGUUAGUGCGUCAAAUGAUGGUUUCCUCAAGAUGUGGAAGCUUCACCAGGAUAAGAAAGUUUCCCCAUCUCUACUCUGUGAAGUAAAUACUAAAGCCCGACUAACCUGCUUGGGAGUGUGGUUGGACAGAGUGACAGACACGAAGGAAAGCCUCCCUGGAGCUACAGAGCCUUCUGUUGUAAGUAAAGAGGAACAGCCUCCAGUCAACCAGAAGGGACUUGGUAAUGAAGUACAAGAAGAAGGAGGGCAGCCUAGACCUAACGCAAAGAAAUCUUGUUUAGCUGGACACCAAGGUCUGCAAAAGAAAGGAAAUAGCCUAGUGUCACCCAAGAAGAGGACAAUGGCUAAAGCAUUGGAAAACAAGAGAAAAAAGAAGAAAAUAUAA
Messenger RNA from Elephantulus edwardii (Cape elephant shrew), 813 nucleotides. RefSeq names its product p21-activated protein kinase-interacting protein 1-like. The transcript has 2 exons. The record is from RefSeq and is a predicted model, not a curated record. Bases 1 to 813 code for a protein of 270 amino acids. Lineage: Eukaryota; Metazoa; Chordata; Mammalia; Macroscelidea; Macroscelididae. Gene Ontology annotation, molecular function: protein binding.